Euleptes europaea (tarantolino) is the source of this 1582-nucleotide messenger RNA. It is a transcript of the gene SH3GLB1, whose product is annotated as SH3 domain containing GRB2 like, endophilin B1. The transcript has 11 exons. Gene Ontology annotation, biological process: membrane organization. Gene Ontology annotation, cellular component: cytoplasm; membrane. Gene Ontology annotation, molecular function: protein binding. The record is from RefSeq and is a predicted model, not a curated record. NCBI's taxonomy places the organism in Eukaryota, Metazoa, Chordata, Lepidosauria, Squamata, Sphaerodactylidae. The coding region runs from base 17 to 1228 and encodes 403 amino acids.
CCGAGCUCUGCCGAAGAUGAACAUUAUGGAUUUCAACGUGAAGAAGCUGGCGGCUGACGCCGGCACGUUCCUCAGCCGCGCGGUGCAGUUUACUGAAGAGAAGCUUGGACAAGCAGAGAAGACUGAAUUUGAUGCUCACUUGGAAAACCUUCUCAGCAAAGCGGAAUGUACUAAGCAUUGGACAGAAAAAAUUAUGAGACAGACAGAAGUUUUGUUACAGCCAAAUCCAAAUGCUAGAAUAGAAGAGUUUGUCUAUGAGAAACUAGACCGCAAAGCACCAAGUCGUAUGAGUAACCCAGAAUUACUGGGUCAGUUCAUGGUUGAUUCUGGCAGUGAGUUUGGUCCAGGAACAGCAUAUGGAAACGCUCUCAUUAAAUGCGGAGAAACACAAAAGCGAAUUGGAACAGCAGACAGAGAACUAAUUCAGACAGCUGCAAUAAACUUCCUCACUCCUCUAAGAAAUUUUAUAGAAGGAGAUUAUAAAACAAUUACUAAAGAACGCAAAUUAUUACAAAAUAAAAGACUAGAUUUGGAUGCUGCCAAAACCAGACUGAAAAAGGCAAAAGCAGCAGAAGCUCGAGCUGCACAACUAAACCUGUCUCCGCCUGAAGAAAAUAACAUUAUGGUAAAUGUCUUUUACAUGCUCAACUUGCUGCAUGUAAACUGGCUGAAGAUUUGGGCAGAGGAAGUGUCAAAAUCUGAACAGGAAGUCAGGAUAGCCCAGAGUGAGUUUGACAGGCAAGCUGAAAUUACAAGACUUCUUCUGGAGGGCAUCAGCAGUACACAUGCCCAUCAUCUUCGUUGUCUGAAUGAUUUUGUAGAAGCUCAAAUGACUUAUUAUGCACAGUGUUACCAAUAUAUGUUGGAUCUUCAGAAACAACUUGGAAGCUUUCCAUCUAUGGUCCUUGCCAACAAUAACCAGUCGUCUUCAACUUGCGCACCAAGUAGUUCUACUACUACACCCUCUGCUUCUGUUACAGCUUCGCUGUCUUCAGUAGGCAAUUCAGCAGCAUCUUUAAGCUUUGGUGAACUGAAGUCAUCAGGUGGCAGCAGAAAAGCCAGAGUGCUUUAUGAUUAUGAUGCUGCAAAUAGCAGUGAAUUAUCACUACUUGCUGAUGAGGUGAUAAUGGUGUACAGUAUCCCUGGCAUGGAUUCCGACUGGCUGAUGGGUGAAAGAGGAAAUCAAAAGGGCAAAGUGCCUAUUACUUACUUAGAACUGUUAAACUGAAUGACUGGUUUGUAUAAAAACUGCCAGUUAUGGUGAGACCAUAUUUAUAUGCAAUUAACAUUAUAUAACACAGGUUUCAGUGUCUUCCAUGUUAACGUCUAAAGUGACAAGAAUACCAGCCAUUAGAAGUGGGCUUUUCUGCCAAUAUUGUUGCAUGGUAGAGACUCUGUUCAGAUUUGUGCUUUUACUUAAGUGCCAAGAAUGUGUUUCCUACCAAAUUUUGUUUCUAUUGGUCUUUUCACUAACAACAAAUGUUUACUUUUGAGUAAUCUAAAUUGAAAGGAGGUGCUGUUUUCUACAGAACUUUUCAUAAUGACAAGCUUCUUCACACAAAAAAUAAAUUGUUAAAUGAUU